Messenger RNA from Cucurbita maxima (winter squash), 1523 nucleotides. RefSeq names its product calcium uniporter protein 2, mitochondrial-like. Lineage: Eukaryota; Viridiplantae; Streptophyta; Magnoliopsida; Cucurbitales; Cucurbitaceae. Bases 239 to 1306 code for a protein of 355 amino acids. Gene Ontology annotation, cellular component: mitochondrial inner membrane; uniplex complex. The transcript has 2 exons. Gene Ontology annotation, molecular function: uniporter activity; calcium channel activity. The record is from RefSeq and is a predicted model, not a curated record. Gene Ontology annotation, biological process: mitochondrial calcium ion homeostasis; calcium import into the mitochondrion.
UCUAAUCGGAAACGGAAUUGGAAGGCAGUGGAGCGACGACCUAUAAAUUUGGGCGUUUGGGAUUGAUGAUCGAUCGCAGUGAAACGCCCCGGUGAUUGUUCUCACCCAUUAAUUUGAUCCGAAAUAUCGACGGAGAGAUCUUUCUGUUCUUCAUUGUUUUGAUUUCCGUAGCUCUAUUUCUAGAUUCUUUCUCUUGUUACUGCGAUCGAAUCGAUUCUCUGUUUAGCGUUGUUCAUCAAUGGCGUACAAGAAAACCCUAGCACAGCGUCUCUUUAACAUAUCCAAAAUCUCUGAACAAUUCCUUACCAAAUGCCGGAUUUCGUCGUCUUCGCUUGCGGCUCGUGUUCCUCCCAACACCAAUACUGCGAACAUUGCUCAUGAUCCUGGAGAUCAUGUUGUUUUUCGUUGCUUUCUUCACAAGAAAGCUGUUUCUCAGCCGGCGAUUUCGCCUGAACUCCGGGAACUGGCGGCUGGAGGGAACAUGGUGGAGAAGUUCAAAUCUCUUGGGAUUGCUCCACAUCGAAUUCGCCUCGAUUGCCUUCGUCCCCCUGCUUGCGAUUCGUUGGCUUCGGAUCCGGAUAGGUCCGAUUUGAAGGGUGGUUUGACGGUUGAGGAUGCGAGGAAGUUGCUCAGAGUAGCGCGGAUGGAGAUGGUGAAGAGGAAGUUGAGAGAAGUUCAGAAAUCAUGGAUUCCGCACUCUGAAUUCGUACGGAUUUGUGGUCAGGGAUGUGAUGAUCCUGGUCAGGGCCUUGAGACUGCACAAAUGCUUGAUGAAUCCGGAACCGUGAUUGUCUUAGGAAACGUUGUGUACCUCAGGCCUGAACAGGUAGCCAAGGCCAUUGAAGGCCUAAUUCCCUUACCACCAGUCAUUCCAAAUGAUGAUGCUAGAAGGGAAGAGCUUGAAGAAAUGGAGACGAAGAAAGCUGUAAUCGACAAAAAAGCUGAAAUGCUCGUACGUCGGGAGCUCUGGGUCGGACUGGGCCUCCUCGUGGCUCAAACAGCUGCAUUCAUGAGGCUCACCUUCUGGGAGCUCACUUGGGAUGUCAUGGAGCCAAUUUGCUUCUAUGUCACCUCAGCUUACUUCAUUGCUGGCUAUACCUUCUUCCUCAAGACCUCGAAAGAGCCUUCCUUCGAGGGCUUCUUCCAAAGCCGGUUUAGCACAAAGCAGAAGCGCCUGAUGAAGCUUCAGAAUUUCGAUAUCGCUCGCUACAACGAACUCUGUAAAGCUUGUCCACCAAAAUCCUCAGCUCAAGGACUUCCCUCUUCAGACUCUAAGGUGUAUGAGUUGGAAUCUUUACAUCAUUAAAAAGUUACAGAUCUUGAAAAAUAAAAGAGUAUAGGCAGUGCGAUGCUAAGCUUUUGUUUCACUGCCAGUUUUAUAGUUUUUUUUCAUUAGGUGCGGCGGCUUUCUGUAAACAGAGUACAUAGAAUUGUCCCCUCUUCUAACAAAACUCAAUCCUUUUUUCUUAUUUAAUACACGUUGGUAGGAGCAAAAAUAGGUUGGCUGCGUCCAUUAAUAGUCA